This is a messenger RNA of Symsagittifera roscoffensis, 6719 nucleotides long. Its product is annotated as tyrosine-protein phosphatase non-receptor type 23-like. Bases 14 to 6346 code for a protein of 2110 amino acids. The transcript has 20 exons. Gene Ontology annotation, cellular component: endosome. Gene Ontology annotation, biological process: early endosome to late endosome transport; protein dephosphorylation; endocytic recycling. Lineage: Eukaryota; Metazoa; Xenacoelomorpha; Acoela; Convolutidae. The record is from RefSeq and is a predicted model, not a curated record. Gene Ontology annotation, molecular function: protein tyrosine phosphatase activity; protein binding.
AAAUAGGAAACUGAUGGAGUCUUUGCCAGUUUUGCCCCUUCAGCAAAUGGAGCUGAAGGUGCCGACUGAUUCUCCUGUUUUCACUAGUCUGGCAAAGGCACUGGAGACCGGUGAUUCGAAACAAGACGAAGCCGUGAAAAAAGCAGUUCAAGAACUUUCAAAUCUACGGAAGGAGGUCAUAUCGCCUCCAUUAGAUACGACUGGAAUCGAGAAAUUGCACAAGUAUUUCGGCCAGCUUCAUCUGAUCAGUCUUCGAGUAGACAUGGACAAAGGACAGCCGGCCUACGUAAAGUUUAAAUGGAAUGACUCCUUAUACUUUGGAAAAGUGACUGGUUCCGUGAACAUUGAGAAGUUCUUCUUGCUGUUCAACAUUGCGGCUAUUCAUUCAACCCUGGCAAGAGAAGCCUCAAAAAAUGCAACUGACGAAGAUUUGAAGCGGAGUUGCAAACACCUGCAGUGCGCAGCAGGAGUGCUGGAAUGGGUGAAGCAGAACAUGAAUGAAGUGCACAAAUCGGAGCUGUCGUAUGUGAAGGACGAAAUAGUGGACUACCAUCACCAGGUGUUGUUGGCCCAUGCUCAGGAACAGCUGCUGUACAAAGCAAUCAAGGACAAGAGGAAGAACAACUUGCUCGCUAGGCUAGCUCAGAGUGUUUUCGAGUCAUACCAACUAAUGUUCGAAGAUAUUCAACAAGACGAGAUUGGAGAAUUGGGAUUGAAGAAACACCCGGACUGGUAUGAGUUCACCUACAUACGCAUGUCUUUCUACGCCUCACUCACCUGGCUCCUGAAUGGGUUGCACUACGACGAGCAGACUCAGUACGGCAACGCACUGUACUGUUACGACAAAUCGGCAGUGUUCGCGGAUGGGCUGCCGAAGAUAACAGGGAAGAACAAAGGCAACGAACAAACUGCGGCUACUGACUACUUGAAAGAGCUUGUCAAGAAGAAAGCAGAAGAGUCGAGGCGGGACAACAGUUUCAUUUUCCACGAGAAGGUGCCAGACUCCCUGCCAGAUGUUGUGGGCCAGUGUCUAGUGAAGAUAUUCCCCUUCACUGCCUACGAUGCCAAGAUAGUGGGACCUGAUCUGUUCCCAACCGCGAUUUCAAUCGAAGCAGUGUCUGCCACUUCUGUUUACAGUGAGAGGAAAGAUGGGCUGUGGCGUGAGAUGUCGAGUGAAGUGGAGAAUAAGAACAAUGAGCUGAAGGGGUUCGAGGAGGACCUGGAUCUGAGACAUCUGAAAUACUUGGAGUCAGUUCCCAUCGAGAAUGAGUCUCUUCCUCAGGAUCUGGUGGAGAGAGUGGCUAAAUUGAGUCUGAAGCCAAAGACAGCCGAGGAGAUUGAACAAGAUAUGCAGAGUCUGACCAAGACAGUGUUUGGCAUUGACGAGACACUCAGCCUCGUCUCUGACAAAAUAGACUCGGAGACGAGAAAGAACGCACAGCUCAAAUCAGAAUGGGGAGUAACCAGAGAUCCAACUAAGUUGGAAACCAUUGGCACAGAAUACGAUCAGCUGAGAGGUGAACACAUUAGCAGCGUGGACAAAUUCAAACAGUUGAAGGAGGUCAUCAGUCUGCACGUGAACAAUCUGAAACUCAUGUCUUCUCUGUCUCUGCCUGAACUGAAGUUGCACUUGAUUGCGCCAGACGAAGAAAAGGGAGAUGAUGACAGCUUUGCAUUGAGUGACCAGUUGAAGCCGAUGGAAAGUAUGAAGCAACUAAUCCUCAAAAUAGACGCAAUGAAGACUCAAAGAGAGAAGUUUUUGGACCAGCUAAAGUCAGAUCUAGAAGCAGAUGACAUCACGGCUCAUCUGUCGGCGACGAGGGAUUCUAGCGAGCACGAGAAGAUCUUUGAGGAAGAGUUGGCAAAGCAUGAGAAGAGUGUGAAUUUGUUGAAAAUGAAUCUGACUGCUCAAGGAAAUAUUUGCACAGCAGUGGAAGAGGAGUAUGCAAAGUAUGCAGUGGCGAAGAGGAAGUUAGAUGAACUCUAUCGUAGACGCGAAGAGAGGGUGGAGGAGUUAGUGCUAUCAUUUGACUCGUGUGUGCAGCUGAAACAGAAGCUAGAAGAGUUUGCUCAGUUCUACUCUGAGCUGAGAGACAAAGUGACUCAAUUGAAGGAUCAGUUGACCGAAUUCAGUGAGAACGAAGAAGAGAACAGAGAGAGAAUUGUCUCCGCCAGAAAAAGUAAACCCGAGCGUCCAACUGCCAAAAAACCUAAUCUUCCGGCUACCACGGCCACAUCGCCAAAAGUCGACCCAACGUCAAAGUCGAAAGCUCCUGAUUUAAGUUCAAUGUUGGAUCCCGAGUUUCUGGAGACAUUGACUCCAGCAGAACGACAACUGAUUGAAACUCUUUCGCCUGCAGAACUGCAGCAGCUGCAAAUGAGUGUGGCAAAUGCAGGAGCAAGCGUGGGUCCAACUGCACCUCCCCAACCUACGUCAGGAGCUUCUAUGAAUCCUGGUGUUUCACCGAUGGGGACUUUAUCAAUGAAUACGAUGACAUCUCAAUUUGGGUCCCAACGUACAACGGCAAGUCCACAUGCAGCAAAUCAAAGUAUGCAGGCAUAUGUUGCACCUAGUUUUGGUGGCUUGCAAAAAAACCCAAUGCUGGAUUCUUUGACCCCCGAUGAAAGGCGACUUCUACUGGGAGAAGAUGCGGGACCAGUACCUCCUCUGACAUCCACAGUUGUCCCAAACCAAAGACCACCUCCGACUCGUCCUGCGAGUCGACCGAGACAGGCUAUGCAGCCUUCUGUUCCACAAAAUAGUCAGUCAUAUCAGUAUCAACAAGGGGGAAACGUCACUAAUCCUCUUGGUAAUAUGGCUCAAAGUCAGUUCAAUCCAAGGACGCCAAGUGUUCAAACUGCUUCUGUUCCGCCUCAGCCGAUCAAUCAAACUUAUACUCAGCCUCAAAUGGCUCAGCCAAUGCAACCAAAUGUGAACCAAGGAGCUCCAAGUGGAGUCCCGAUGACUCAUGUUUAUCCACAACCCCAAAAAUCGGCAGCUAUUUAUCAAUCGGCGCAAUAUCCUGCUGCAUAUGGUUAUCAGUCUGUAGCAGCUAAUAAUUCAGGAGGUUUUUAUGGAACAAACGUGCCAAUUAGUCAAAGGGCUGUUCCAACGGCAGUUGUGGCUCCUAAUGUUGCUGCCAAUCAACAAUAUCCGACAACGUACAAUCAGAAUAUGAUGCAACAGUCGGCGAUAGGUGCGGACCCGAAUCAAGCUGGAAACCAAAAUGCCAUUGGAUAUCAAGGAGUUUCAUCUUAUCAUCAGCAGCCCACAAAUAAUAAUCAGCUUAAUCAGAAUCAGAUGCAAAAUCAGUCAUUGAACCAAAAUCAGCUACAAGCUCAAUCAUUCAGUGGCAGCCCGAACUCUUCUAUGCAAACGUUUGCUCCAGGUUCACUGCCGACGAAUGUUCCUAGUCCUGCUAAUAAUGAGCACUUAGUACAGCUUGAAUAUAUGAAGCAACAGCGAGAAGUUAUGCUGCAGCAACUAGAAAUGCAAAACAAAAGACAACGUGACCUUGAGAGACAGUUGAAUGAACAGAGGCUUCAGCAUGAACAAAGUGUGAAGAGGUUGGAAACUGAGCAGCAGGAAAAACUCAUGAAAGAGCAGCAGAAGAUCAUCCAGGAACAAAUUGAGAAACAGCAGAAAGUGCUAGAAAAACAGCUUGAGGAGCAGAAAGCGCAGCAGCAGAUGUUUAUGAAUCAGUUGAUGGUCAAUUACGCCAGCUUGCAGCAGCAAUACCAACAAGUUCAGAACCAAAAUGCUGCGAAGAAUAUUCAGCAACAAGAAAUAGUACCAGAUACUACAAGUACCCAAAUGUCUGAAAAUAUAAAUGCUGUGGAACCGCAGAAUAAGAACAAAAAUAUUUUUGGUGCAGUUAAAUCAGCGCCUAUUCAGAACCAAGAAAACGUACAAAUGGUACCGAACUUGACUACGUUAGGGAAUCAAAAUUAUCAGCAGAAUCCGACAUAUUUUGCUCAGAAUCAAACUGCUUUGCAAAAUAAUCCCCAGAGCAAUCAUUGGCUACAGAACCAGUAUCAACAAAUCACUUCAGGAACCCAAAAAGGAUCUCUUCAAAACCAAACCAGUCAACAAAGUCAAACUUUUGGGCAAUUGGGUGGAAAUAUGGCUACGAGCAAUUACUAUUACCCUUCUAGCAACGGUCAGCUAUCUCUUUACGGUAAUAUUCCACAGGCUAAUACGAGUCAACUAGUCACUACAACUGAGAAUGCAGUUGACAUGAAUCAAUAUUUUGCCACUUAUGACCCUAAAAAACCUAUAGACCAUAAAGCUCUUGCGGCCCUAAUGAAACAGCAACAGGCACAAACUCAAAAUCAAGUAAGUCAGCAGGUGGGCAAUAACAACGUGGCUCAACAGCAAUUGAAUUGGAGCAAUUCAACUCAAGGACAAGGAUAUGUUUCAACCUCGGCUGAAGUACCACAAGAAGCAACGAAAACCGUUUCAAAUCAAACGAAUAAACAAAACGCAUCAUCCCUGCCAUUAGAUUAUAACUGCAAUUCAUACUAUAACAGCAAUGCAACACAAACUAUUUCAAAUCCAGCCGUCUUUUUGCCUGCUAAUAGCACUAAAAUGGAAUCUUCGAAUCGAGAAGCUCAGAUUAAAAAAGAGAACCAAGUAUUAGAAAAUAAUAACAAUGGCGAGUUUUCUGGUGUCGCUGUUGAACAGUCGUCCGGAAUGGCAAAGAAUCUCAAUACUGCUUCUGAACAGCAAGCUGUCAGAAACUAUGAAAUGCCUGUGAACCAAAGCAAUAAAUCUCUCGCUUUAGAAUCGACUUCUGCUCCAAAAGCCUUUAAAGACUCAAGUAAUGUCGCUGAAGGCAUCAGCAGCCUAAGUUUUAGCACGGUGACUACUGAGAGCAAUAAGCCAGUUGAAAUGGAAAACUCGCGUCAAGUUGAGGAGCCUAUGAGAAGGAAAUCGAAAGAGACAGAAAUUUCAAAGGUGUCCGAAAACGUGGAGAAGCUGAAAGUUGAGCAAGGAUCAUCGUCUAAUGUAGAAAGUCUUCUAGCUAAACAGCUGAAACCAUCUAAUACUAAACGAAUCGCACAAAUCGGCAAAACAUCUAAUUUCUAUCAAGACAAAGCAUCAAUGGAUAAAUUACUUUCAGAUUUGGACAAGUUAGAAAAGCAUGUUGUUAACAUGCAUAAGCAGACUUUGAACGGACCUACAAUUUUACAGAGAGAAUGGAAUGAGUUGGAAUCGCGGUUCACGCCCGUAAACGCGCCAGUAUGCGAAAUAUUUUUGUCUAAUUCUGAGAAAGAUUGGCCAAUGCUGAAUGACUCUAACCGACGCCUCAAUUGUUACUCGCAUAACGUGCUUUUACGAGGAGCUCAAACGAAUGAACAAUUGACUUUAGUAGAUAUUGAUUCUCCUUCUGAACUGAUGCCGAGAUUCUGUUUGGUCGGAGCGGUUGGGUCAAAUGAGAAAAUGAAGACUUUUUGGAACUCAGUGAGGGAAUUUGAAGUGACACUUCUGGUGUCCUAUCAAAACAGAUCACAGGUCUGUGCUUACAUUCCGGACAAGCAGGGAGUGAAUGUGGAAGUGGGAGGGGAAUUUUUCCUCCGUCUGCAGAACACGAGUGUGUCCCAGUACUGGCUACAGAGAACCAUCAACCUAUUCAGUCCAGCCACCAACGAGCACAGGACUGUGACGCAUCUGCAGUUUCUAGAGUGGCCCUCAACUGAAAGUGGCGAAAGAAUUGGUGAGAGAUUUCCUAAGCAUGGCCCCCUCAUCUCCUUCCUAAGGACAGUCAGACAGUUCUACAACCUACAGGAAAAUAGAGAGAAACCGACUAUUGUGCAGAGCGAUGAGGGCGUAGCUCAAAGCGGACUUGUGAUGCUCCUGCUGCGGUGCAUGCAAUCUUUGGACCAUGGUUUGGGACUCAUUGAUAUUCCGACAGUUGUCAACGACUCUCGCAGACUAUUUCACCAGGCCAUUGUGCCAUCGCCAAACCAACUUUACUAUCUAUACAUGUGUUACCUACACUAUAUCUAUCAAUUCAUGAGUAACAAAGGAUUGCAUACUAACUACCAUGUCAUCAAUACAGCGUCAAAAUCUGGUCUGCCAAAACUUCAGCCAGUAGCCAAACCAGUUGAUCCCGGAAACCAGGAGUCCAAUAGGUCUGAAAGUUUCUCAGGAGCUUUAGCAGCGGAUGGAACCCCAUUGAGAGACUUGAGGCAAAUGAUGACUGCAGAAAGCUUCAGUAUUGGAUCUCAACCAGGUUCUCCCAAGCCUAAACACAAUUUUGACGAUACACAGGGGACCAUAGGAAAAAGUACAGAUCCUGGAGAUCCGUUCAGUUCUCUUGAUGCAAUGUGGAAAAUGAAAUGAAAUUUUCCCAAAUUUUUUUAUUUCUUUUAUUUUCCCAUUUUAGCUGAGUUCAGAGAAGAUGAACCCUUCUUGCGAAAGAUCAAAUUUCUAUAAUUUAUGUGCUAACUACCCUCGAACUUACCAUUGGUGCUUUGACAUUUAUUAAUUGAGGACAUAUUAACAGUUUUUCACUGACAAAAAUAGACAAAACUAUGACUUCUUGAGAUUGCCCAAAUUUUCAAGACUAUGACUGCUUCAGAUUGUCCUCAAGUAUAACCAAAAUUUUCAAUUUUAGAAUACUUGGCUGUUAGAAUAUCAUGAAAGUUUAUGUGAAGAUGUGAUAAAUUAACCCCAAUAUUUAUUUAGAUAGACAAUAAAAUUCCUUUUCGAGUUA